Molecule: messenger RNA, 4216 nt
Organism: Homo sapiens (human)
Lineage: Eukaryota; Metazoa; Chordata; Mammalia; Primates; Hominidae
Gene: SLC2A14
Product: solute carrier family 2 member 14
Exons: 16
Coding region: 852-2414 (520 amino acids)
Biological process (GO): transmembrane transport; D-glucose transmembrane transport
Cellular component (GO): plasma membrane; membrane
Molecular function (GO): transmembrane transporter activity; D-glucose transmembrane transporter activity; dehydroascorbic acid transmembrane transporter activity
Source: RefSeq, marked validated
GUUAGUGGGUCCCAACGGCUGCAGGCGGGGCCGGCGGGGGCGCAGCGGCCCGGGAGGUGCGUGGUUGAGCGAAGCCGCGGGGCCCAACCGCAGUCGCGGGGUCUGGGAGGAGACCUGAAUGAAAUGAGGGAGCCUUGGGAGCAUGAUCCAGGCGGAGGGAACUGGAUUCGGGAGGAGGAACUGCCUUGGCCUUGAAAGAUACCUACCAGGAGUUCAAGUGCUGUGCGGGUGCAUCAGCUUUGUAGAUUUGUGCAAGAUGAAAAUUGGAAUUGUCUUAGGAAAUUAUGGAUCAUUCAUUUAUUCAGUGCUGGAUUCAUUCAGUGAUUUAUGUCUGAAGUGUGACAGAAGGGGAGUAAGGCCAAGUGUCCUUGCCCUCUAUUGGAGAUUCUGCCUCCCCUGGGACAGAUGGCUUCUUGAGCACACUCCCACGAUGGGUGGCUGCUCUGGUACAUCUCAUCCACUUCUUCAUCUGUGAAGCUGUCACCCAUGGUGGUGAGCAGCUCCUGGAGGUGGUCCUCAUGAAUGAAACCUGAGGAUUCCUCGUUGAAGCAGGUAUUCAUCCAUGGGGUUCUUCCGCGGUGAAGCCAGCUUGUCGUGCUGUCCCCCUUGUCAUUGAAGCCAUCAUGGUUCUGGUCAAUCAUGUUGAAAGCCUCCUUAAACUCCUGGAUGUGGAACUGGUCGAACAUCACGAAGACAUUGGAUGUGGCCCCUUGUGCUGUGGUCGCUUCUUGGUGGUCUUGGCUUUGGUCCACUUGCUGAACAUUUUGGCUUCAGGAAGCAGUACCUUGAAGAGAAAUUGGAGAGGGAGUCAAUUCCUAGGAUAGCAGAGAGAUGGACAACAGACAGAAUAGAUGGAGUUUCACAAUGGUGGCCAUGUGUCUGGAAUUGGUGGGUUCUUGGUCUCACUGACUUCAAGAAUGAAGCCGCACACCCUCGCAGUCACCCCAGCUCUGAUCUUUGCCAUCACAGUUGCUACAAUCGGCUCUUUCCAGUUUGGCUACAACACUGGGGUCAUCAAUGCUCCUGAGACGAUCAUAAAGGAAUUUAUCAAUAAAACUUUGACGGACAAGGCAAAUGCCCCUCCCUCUGAGGUGCUGCUCACGAAUCUCUGGUCCUUGUCUGUGGCCAUAUUUUCCGUCGGGGGUAUGAUCGGCUCCUUUUCCGUCGGACUCUUUGUUAACCGCUUUGGCAGGCGCAAUUCAAUGCUGAUUGUCAACCUGUUGGCUGCCACUGGUGGCUGCCUUAUGGGACUGUGUAAAAUAGCUGAGUCAGUUGAAAUGCUGAUCCUGGGCCGCUUGGUUAUUGGCCUCUUCUGCGGACUCUGCACAGGUUUUGUGCCCAUGUACAUUGGAGAGAUCUCGCCUACUGCCCUGAGGGGUGCCUUUGGCACUCUCAACCAGCUGGGCAUAGUUAUUGGAAUUCUGGUGGCCCAGAUCUUUGGUCUGGAACUCAUCCUUGGGUCUGAAGAGCUAUGGCCGGUGCUAUUAGGCUUUACCAUCCUUCCAGCUAUCCUGCAAAGUGCAGCCCUUCCAUGUUGCCCUGAAAGUCCCAGAUUUUUGCUCAUUAACAGAAAAAAAGAGGAGAAUGCUACGCGGAUCCUCCAGCGGUUGUGGGGCACCCAGGAUGUAUCCCAAGACAUCCAGGAGAUGAAAGAUGAGAGUGCAAGGAUGUCACAAGAAAAGCAAGUCACCGUGCUGGAGCUCUUUAGAGUGUCCAGCUACCGACAGCCCAUCAUCAUUUCCAUUGUGCUCCAGCUCUCUCAGCAGCUCUCUGGGAUCAAUGCUGUGUUCUAUUACUCAACAGGAAUCUUCAAGGAUGCAGGUGUUCAACAGCCCAUCUAUGCCACCAUCAGCGCGGGUGUGGUUAAUACUAUCUUCACUUUACUUUCUCUAUUUCUGGUGGAAAGGGCAGGAAGAAGGACUCUGCAUAUGAUAGGCCUUGGAGGGAUGGCUUUUUGUUCCACGCUCAUGACUGUUUCUUUGUUAUUAAAGAAUCACUAUAAUGGGAUGAGCUUUGUCUGUAUUGGGGCUAUCUUGGUCUUUGUGGCCUGUUUUGAAAUUGGACCAGGCCCCAUUCCCUGGUUUAUUGUGGCCGAACUCUUCAGCCAGGGCCCCCGCCCAGCUGCGAUGGCAGUGGCCGGCUGCUCCAACUGGACCUCCAACUUCCUAGUCGGAUUGCUCUUCCCCUCUGCUGCUUACUAUUUAGGAGCCUACGUUUUUAUUAUCUUCACCGGCUUCCUCAUUACCUUCUUGGCCUUUACCUUCUUCAAAGUCCCUGAGACCCGUGGCAGGACUUUUGAGGAUAUCACACGGGCCUUUGAAGGGCAGGCACACGGUGCAGAUAGAUCUGGGAAGGACGGCGUCAUGGGGAUGAACAGCAUCGAGCCUGCUAAGGAGACCACCACCAAUGUCUAAGUCAUGCCUCCUUCCACCUCCCUCCCGGCAUGGGAAAGCCACCUCUCCCUCAACAAGGGAGAGACUUUAUCAGGAUGAACCCAGGACUGCUUCUGAAUGCUGCUACUUGAUUUCUUUCUCAUCCCACGCACUCCAUGAGCACCCCAAGGCUGCAGUUUGUUGGAUCUUCAAUGGCUUUUUAAAUUUUAUUUCCUGGACAUCCUCUUCUGCUUAGGAGAGACCGAGUGAACCUACCUUCAUUUCAGGAGGGAUUGGCCGCUUGGCACAUGACAACUUUGCCAGCUUUUCCUCCCUUGGGUUCUGAUAUUGCCGCACUAGAGGAUAUAGGAGAGGAAAAGUAAGGUGCAGUUGCCCCAACCUCAGACUUACCAGGAAGCAGAUACAUAUGAGUGUGGAAGCCGGAGGGUGUUUAUGUAAGAGCACCUUCCUCACUUCCAUACAGCUCUACGCGGCAAAUUAACUUGAGUUUUAUUUAUCUUAUCCUCUGGUUUAAUUACAUAAAUAUUUAUUUUUUAAGUGUAAUUUUGCCAAAUAAUAAAAACAGAAGGAAAUUGAGAUUAGAGGGAGGUGUUUAAAGAGAGGUUAUAGAGUAAAAGAUUUGAUGCUGGAGAGGUUAAGGUGCAAUAAGAAUUCAGGGAGAAAUGUUGUUCAUUAUUGGAGGGUAAAUGAUGUGGUGCCUGAGGUCUGUACAUUACCUCUUAACAAUUUCUGUCCUUCAGAUGGAAACUCUUUGAUUUCUCAGAAAAGUUGUAUGCCUAUUUAAUAAAGCUACUCAUUUCCUUUGGAACUUUAUCUUUAAGAUAAUAGUUUACAUGUAGUAGUACUUGAAAUCUAGGAUUAUUAACUAAUAUGGGCAUUGUAGUUAAUGGCGGUUGAUGGGUUCUAAUUUUGGAUGGAGUCCAGGGAAGAGAAAGUGAUUUCUAGAAAGCCUGUUCCCCUCACUGGACGAAAUAACUCCUUGUAGUAGUCUCAUUACUUUUGAAGUAAUCCCGCCACCUAUCUAGUGGGAGAGCCAUCCAAAUGAGAAACCUAAAAUAAUUGGUUCUUGGUAGAGAUUCAUUAUUUCUCCACUUUGUUCUUUAGGAGAUUUUAGGUGUUGAUUUUCUGUUUUAUUUUAACUCAUACCUUUAAAGGAAUUCCCCAAAGAAUGUUUACAGCAAACUUGGAAUUUGUAACCUCAGCUCUGGGAGAGGAUUUUUUUCUGAGCGAUUAUUAUCUAAAGUGUGUUGUUGCUUUAGGCUCACGGCACGCUUGCGUAUGUCUGUUACCAUGUCACUGUGGUCCUAUGCCGAAUGCCCUCAGGGGACUUGAAUCUUUCCAAUAAACCAGGUUUAGACAGUAUGAGUCAAUGUGCAGUGCAGCCCACACUUGAGAGGAUGAAUGUAUGUGCACUGUCACUUUGCUCUGGGUGGAAGUAUGUUAUUGUUGACUUAUUUUCUCUGUGUUUGUUCCUACAGCCCCUUUUUCAUAUGUUGCUCAGUCUCCCUUUCCCUUCUUGGUGCUUACACAUCUCAGACCCUUUAGCCAAACCCUUGCCAGUGACAGUAUUUUGGUUCUCAGUUCUCACUGUUCCCUCUGCUCCUGGAGCCUUUGAAUAAAAAUGCACGUAGCUAUGGAGUGGGGUUUAGCUGGAAAGGUGGCCUUCCAACUUCACGUCAACUUCUGGCUCCUCAGUUUGGCAGUAAGGCAGGGAAGUUGUUUUCCUAUUUCUCACUGAGAAGAUUGUGAAUAUUUCCAUAUGGAUUUUCCAUUAUUGUUUGUUUGAUUCUUUGUUUUAAAAUAAAAAUUCUGAAUGUACAUGA